AUGUUUAAGAAAGAGCUGGAAGUCAAACCUAGUGCCAAUCUGAAGUCAUCAGAAAAGAGAAAACUGCAAAAAGCCAUUGAAACGCAGUAUGAAGGCAUCAGGGUACCGGAUAAAUUAUCCAAAGCUGUAUUUAAUUCAAUUGGUAUAAAAAAGGGCACCUUAUAUUUAGAUUCAGCUACUGGCGAUCCUUCUUUUUUCCAGUCAAGAGAUGGAGAUAUCGUUCCAACACUACAUACACUAUGGGCUUCAGUAGCGGGCGUCGACAAACCGUUAUGCAUGCCUUACAUUCUAACCCAUGAGGGCGUCAUAGACAGACUCAUUGAUGGUGCCAAUUUAAUGAUCAGAGGUUGUCACGGACCGUAUGUCAAAGGACUAAAAAGGAAUGCGCUUGUUGCUGUCGUUGACUAUAAACGUCCCAAUAUCGCAGUAGCAAUUGGUAGAUGUUUGAUGGAUCUCGAGGGAAAGGUAGAUGGUGACCUUGGUAUUCCACAAUCGGGUGUUGCUGUUGAGAUUUGGACUGUAAUUGGGGACAUGUUGACCAAUUUGGGAAGGAAUAUGGAAGACGUCAUGAAAGAUGCAGGAAAAGAUAAUGUAAUAAGAAAUGAGCAAGAGGACGACAAAGAAUCGCAACAUGAGGAACAAUCAAAAGACCAACCUGAUUUAGAACUUUUAGAAGUCACCAAACCAGGCACCCUUGUUGAUGUUUCUCAUAAUUUGUGUGAUGAGACUGAGAUUGAAACUACUGAGAGUCGACCAGAAAAGUACACCAUGACUACAGAAGAUAUUGACGAAAUGUUUAGGAGAUCGGUACUUUAUACAUUGAGUCAAGAUGCAUUGGAGUUCCCAAUUCCUUCUACCCAAUUUAUGUCUGGGCAUGUGUUGAAAAACUUGCCUAAUGUUGACACCGAUAUCGUGAACAUGAAGAAGACCUCGUGGAAGAAAACAACCAAGUUCUUAAAAGCUAUGGAAAAAGAAGAUCUUGUAAAACUAAAAGGUAAGGAGGACAAGCUAACUAUCGUUUCUGCUGCUGGCCGUUCUGACCCUCGUAUCUCUGCAUUCGUGCCUUAUAGAAUAAAAAAACCUGCACAUCACGAACCUAACACAACAUACUCGCACAAUGAUGAACAGAUGGCUCCAGUGGUCGUCAAGAGGUACUACAAACCAAACAAUGCCUCAAGAAUGUUUUUUAAUAAACUCGAUGAGAAAUAUGAUUCACUUUACACAGAACAGGAUAUCAAGCUGCUAACUCAACGUUAUGUGAAGGAGAAUCCAGGAGUCAUUUCCAAAGCCAACGCACAGCUGAUUGAACCGGAUGAUGUAUUGAAAGAAUUUAAAAUAAAAACCACUAUCAAGAGGGCGGAGCUAUUUGCAAGAGUAAUGGCUGCUUUUAGUCCAUAUUAUGCAAUAUACAGGGAAGGUGACGAGAAAAGUAGUGAUAAGCUGAUUCUCAAAAGGUUAACGCCAAGGAAGGGAGAGUUACCGAUAGUAAAAGUUGCCGUCAAUACCUUGAAAACAAGAAAAAAAGUUGUUACAUCUAUAGUUGGUAGUGAACAAUAUUAUAUUGAUGUUGAGAAAUUGGCUGGGGUUUUAAGGGUAAAGUGCAGCGGCUCUACCACUAUUCUUGAUUCCAAAGAACCAAAAGAUGGAAAGGUUGUAACUGUGCAGGGUGAACAUGACUCUGCUGUCUGUGAGAUCCUGCACAAACAAUUUGGUGUACCUGCUAAGGUGAUCACGGUCACAAAUAACACUGCCAAUAAGAAAAAACGCAGGUAG
Molecule: messenger RNA, 1773 nt
Organism: Pichia kudriavzevii
Lineage: Eukaryota; Fungi; Ascomycota; Pichiomycetes; Pichiales; Pichiaceae
Exons: 1
Coding region: 1-1773 (590 amino acids)
Biological process (GO): formation of translation preinitiation complex; translational initiation
Molecular function (GO): translation initiation factor activity
Source: RefSeq, a predicted model, not a curated record